CUCACCUUGACCAGCAAGCCCAGCUCACCACAUACGCUCCUACUGCCAGCAACCUCUUUUUCCUGCUGAGAGACAAUAUCCUUCCAUACAAACGCUACAAACGCCUACGCAAUGUCAUUAUCCAACGAACAAGUUCAGGCCGAAAUGCGCAAGAUGAUUAGCUUCAUCAAGCAAGAAGCUUUAGAAAAGGCCAAGGAGAUCCAUACGCUCAGUGAAGAAGAGUUUCAACUGGAAAAGGAAAAGAUUGUACGUCAACAGUGCUCCGCCAUCGACGAGGAAUUCGAUGGAAAGAUGAAGAGAGCUGCUAUGUCUCAAAGAAUUGCUCGUUCGAACGUUCUGAACAAGAGUCGUCUUGAGAUUUUGAACACACGUGAAUCUGUCAUGGACGACAUCAUGAACACUGUUUGCAAGAAGCUUGAGGGUAUUGAGAAGAUCGAAGACAAGUACGUCGCUUUUCUGCGUGAUUUGAUUGUGCAAUCAAUGCUUUCUCUCAACGAGAAGAUCGGUAUCGUUUGUGGUCGUAAGGUGGACCUUCCUUUGAUCGAGAAGGCUCUUCCAGAAGCCGUUGAGCUUUACGAAAAGGCCUCUGGCCUUACAGGCGUGCAAUUGGCCGUCGACGAGGAAGAACCUUUGGAUGAUGACUGCUUGGGCGGUGUCGUCGUUUUGGGAUUCCAAGGCAAGAUUCGUUCUGUAAACACAAUCAAAGCACGUCUGGAGCUUAUUAAGGAGCAGGCUCUUCCUCAAAUUCGUGAAAUCUUGUUCGGCAAGAACCCUCACCGCACGUUUUUGGACUAAAUUGGCCAUUGAGGCAACCACCGGACCGAUUACACGCAAGUCGCAGCAAACUUUUGUACCUCGGGUCGUUUAGGGGCGGACUCGUACUGCAAAAACGCUGUUCAUUACUACUUCGCUUCUGAGUGAGCCGAGUGCCUGCAGUCCUCAUCACUACUGACCGCACAUAAUUAGGAAAUCAUUGCACGACUUGCGAUGUUUUUUUUUACAGAGCUAGGCUCCUCAAAGCUCGCUCUCGUUCUUUUACCGCGUGUUCUCUCGCUCUCUUUUAUACACUCACUCUCUAUUUCUCAUAUAUCUCCACACAUGUGAGACCUUGAGCAUUUUUCCCGAUAUAUGUAACCCCUAAUAAUCUCCAACAAUACGAAUCCGUAAUUAGUUUUUUGUACACACAACGAGGCAAGCAAAGAAGAGGUGAGCGACAGAA
Molecule: messenger RNA, 1219 nt
Organism: Schizosaccharomyces japonicus yFS275
Lineage: Eukaryota; Fungi; Ascomycota; Schizosaccharomycetes; Schizosaccharomycetales; Schizosaccharomycetaceae
Product: V-type ATPase V1 subunit E
Exons: 1
Coding region: 112-795 (227 amino acids)
Biological process (GO): proton transmembrane transport
Cellular component (GO): vacuolar proton-transporting V-type ATPase complex; vacuolar proton-transporting V-type ATPase, V1 domain; proton-transporting V-type ATPase complex
Molecular function (GO): proton-transporting ATPase activity, rotational mechanism
Source: RefSeq, a predicted model, not a curated record